GCUCAAGUUCCAUUACAUCCGUGACUUCCCUAGGAAGAAUUGUAGCACAGCCAGGGGCGGUUGAAUCCGGUCGAAGAGAUGAUCCGCGUCCUGUGUUUGUUCGCAGUCGUACAUGGCUUCUUGGCCAUGGAGACGGAGACCCGGCCGGUCACCAAAGUGGUGAACCUGCUGAAAGACAUGCAAACCAAUUUGGAAAAGGAGGCCAAAGAGGAUGAAGACACGUAUGAGAAGAUGCAGUGUUGGUGCAAAAGCAACGGAGAUGAAAAGGCCAAGAGCAUUGAAGAAGCGCAGAACCAUGUGAAAGCCUUGGAGGCUCGUGUUGAUGAGUUGACCGCCACCAGCUCGCGCUUGACUUCAGAGAUCACUCAUACUGAGGAUGAGGUGUCCAGCAACGAAAAGGCCUUGGAGGCGUCUGAGGCCUUGCGCGCCAAGCAAGUGACUGAGUUCGCCGCUGAUGAGAAAGACCUCACCCAGUCCGCGACUUCCGUGGACAAUGCUCUUGGUGUGAUUGGUACCAGCCAAUCCUCGUUUCUGCAGACCUCCAAUCGACGAGUGGCCAAUGCCCUGACACAGCUGAAGAUUGCCCUGUCAAAACAUGAUCGUUUGUUUACCAAGGCACAACGCAGCGACGUGGAAUUCUUGCAGACCUCCCUGGAAACUCCUGGAGCCGUUGAGGGCCUGCUCACCGGUCUCAAGGACAGCUUUGAAGUACAGCUGUCAGAUCUCAAAAAGCAGGAGACUGAGGACAAGAAGGCUCAUGAAGGCCUGGUCAAAGCCAAGACUGAGGAAAUUCAGGCUGGCAAGAAACAGUUGGAGGCCAAGAAGGAGCAGAAUGCAUCAGCAGACUUGGAGAAGGAGCAGAGCAAGCAAGACAUCAGAGACACCACUGCCGCCUUGGAAGCAGAUGGCGCUGUCAGUACCGAGGUCAAGGAGAAGUGUGCGGUCAUGGACACGGACUACGACAAGCGCAGCAAGUUGCGAUCUGAGGAGCAAGCUGCGGUCAGCAAGACCAUUGAGGUCUUGACUGCAGAUGAGGCGCAUGAUGUUUUCGGCAAGACCUUCUCCUUUUUGCAGGUGUCUUCCCACGACAAUCGCCAAGACCGUGCUGCAGCUGUGUUGGCUGCUGCUGGGAGGAAAUUGGAUUCCCGCCUGACCACCUUGGCCUUGACCAUGAAGUUGGAUAGCUUUGAGAAGGUGAAGAAGGCCAUUGAUGAAAUGAAGGCUGAUCUGAAGAAGCAGCAGGCUGCUGAAGUUGAGCAGAAGGAUUGGUGUGUCGAUGAGCUGCAGAAAACAAAACUGGAGACACAGGACAAGACCCACUCUGAACAGCAGAAGCUGGCAGAGCUGGAAGCCCUCCAGAGCAAGGUUGCACAACUCGGUGCCGACAUCAAGUCUCUGGAGGACGAGGUAGCCGAAAUGAACAAGCAAACGCAAGUGGCCGGCCAGAACCGCGAGAAGGAAAACAAGGAGUUCCAGGGCGUGGUCAUGGAGCAACGGCAGACCCAGAAGCUCUUGCAGGAAGCGAGUGCUUCCUUGAAGAAGUUCUACGUCAAGGCGCCUGCAUUCAUUCAAGCCAAGAAAAGCAAAGCAGGUGAGCCUGAGUUCAAGGACUACAAAGAGCAAUCCUCCAGCUUUGGUGUCAUCAGUAUGCUUCAGCAGCUCAUUGCUGAUGCAAAAGCUAUGGAAGUUGAGGCAACCCAUGCAGAGACUUCUGCUCAAGAAGAUUACGAGGCCUUUGCCAAGACAACCACUGCAUCCAUUGAGACCAAGAAGAAAGAGAUGACAACAAAAGAAGAGGAGAAGGGUGCAACUGAGGCUUCUUUGGUGGAGGCACGUCAGGCUAAGGAGGGUUUGACGACGGAGCUAGAGGAACUCGCCACGUUCACCGGGGAGUUACACAACCAGUGUGACACCCUCAUGCAACAGUUUGAUGCCAGGCAAUCAGCUCGUUCAGAUGAAAUGGAUUCCCUGGACCAAGCGAAGUCCAUGCUCUCAGGGGCCAAAGCUUAAGAUGGCUUCAGCGUCCAAAGCCUUCCUUCAGUGUCUCAUUCUGAUAAAAAGUUGCGGCUUGCCACAACGUUUGAUAGGCUUGUGCCUCAUGC
Messenger RNA from Cladocopium goreaui, 2102 nucleotides. Lineage: Eukaryota; Dinophyceae; Suessiales; Symbiodiniaceae. The record is from the annotation of a GenBank genome assembly.